Messenger RNA from Mytilinidion resinicola, 561 nucleotides. RefSeq lists its product as uncharacterized. The record is from RefSeq and is a predicted model, not a curated record. Bases 1 to 561 code for a protein of 186 amino acids. Lineage: Eukaryota; Fungi; Ascomycota; Dothideomycetes; Mytilinidiales; Mytilinidiaceae. The transcript has a single exon.
AUGAAUCGAAGGACCGAUUACGACGCCGCCAACCUUCGAAACAUGAUGGUGGACCCUAUGAAGCUUCACUUGCACGGUUGUCGGAUUGAUGAGGUCAUCAAGGUCAUCCCGCUAGAGUCCCUUAUACGCAAUAUCACGGAUGAGGCUUGGAGAAGAGAAAACAACUGCAUGACACCAAUCAAACACAUAGCACGCCUGACGCCUUUCAUAAGUCCUCAGAAUUGGCCAACUGGCGAACCAGUGGAGCCAGCCGUCAUGCGCACUUUAUGCGCCGACCAGUUUCCCGUCUCGGAAUUCUUAGUCGAAGAUGAGAGGAUGACUUGCUUUCCGUCUCACAACCAACGGAACUUGGAAUCUGCUUGCUUCUCCGGUCGGCCAAACGCGGAUGUUGGUCCUCAAACGGAAGGUCUUCCAGAUUUAGAACCUUACAAUGGGAAGGAGUCGAUUGCGGAAGAUGAGGAUGUUAAAAGCCUUUAUACUAUUCUUUUUCGACUAGAGGUGGGCGAGGUGGCUAUAGACCCUUAUACCUCCCGUAUACUACCCUUUCAUGGAAAUCGCUAA